GACGUCACCCGACUGGACGUGUCUGCCCGGGGUCAGCUCGUUUCUGUAAAGUGAGAGAUCAACCGGAAGCGGAGAGGUCAGAGCUGUCUGUGCGCCCCGGGGUGUGGCGGGUGACGGACGGGAUGUCACCGGCGGCCUGAUAGCCCGGAGAGUGCAGCGCCCCCUGCUGACCUGUGUGUGCUAACCUCUGUGUCCUGUGUCUCAUAGCCUGUCCUAUAACCUGGUCCAGAGCUCAGCUGUCGCCAUGACUACCGUUACCAGGGCCGCCAUGAUGUCCCUUACUACAGUAUAGUGUGUGUGGCUCUCACCGGGCACCACAUCCAUCACCGUUCAUUUUCUUGUGCGCAGAAUCCGCUGCCCUCGCCAGGAUGCACGCCCGACUGGUGUCAGAUGUCUGGGGGCACGUAAGAUGGCGUGGCUGGCGCUGUGUGUGCCCCCCGCAGAGGACGGCCUCCACGGGCGCGCAGCCUCUGCCGCCACGUGCCCAGGUGGUCAUCUGCGGAGGAGGAAUCACCGGGGCCUCUGUGGCCUAUCACCUGACAAAGCUGGGCUGGCACGACAUCGUAUUACUGGAGCAGGGCAGGUUAGCCGCUGGCUCCACGCGUUUCUGUGCUGGUGCAGUGAGCACAGUCAAACACAUUUCAAUAGAGACAGAAAUGGCCGAUUACUCAAACAAACUUUAUCAGCAGCUGGAAGCAGAGACCGGGGUCCCCACAGGUUACAAGAGGACGGGCUCCAUCUUGCUGGCUCAGACGCAGGAUCGGCUGAUAUCUCUGAGGCGGAUGGUGUCCCGGUUAAGAAUGAAGAGCAUUCCAUGUGAGAUCAUCACACCCAAGCAGGUUGGCGCUCUCCACCCCCUCAUUAAUAUUCAUGACCUGGUUGGAGCAAUGUACGUACCGGAGGAUGCAGUGGUGUCUACAGCGGACGUAGCGCUGGCCCUGGUAACUGCCGCCCGAAGUAAAGGCGUCCAGGUCCAUGAGCAUACCACUGUCAACCACGUACUGGUGGAGCGAGGUCAUGUGAGCGGCGUGGACACCGACCGCGGGCAGAUCGAGUGCGAGUACUUUGUGAACUGCGCAGGCCAGUGGGCUUACGAGCUCGGUCUGUCUAAUGAAGAACCGGUCAGUAUUCCUCUUCAUGCUUGUGAGAACUUCUACCUCCUGACUCGCCCACUGCGCACGCCACUGAAGGACACCACGCCAAGUGUUGUGGACCCUGAUGGGAGGAUUUACAUCCGCAACUGGCAAGGUGGGAUCUUGUCUGGAGGCUUCGAGAAAAACCCCAAACCCAUCUUUACAGAGGGCCGAAGCCAAAUGGAAAUCCAGAACCUGCAGGAGGACUGGGAUCAUUUUGAACCGCUGCUCAGUGCUCUGCUGCGCCGAAUGCCAUCCCUGGAGGCGCUGGAGAUCCUGCGUCUUGUCAACUGCCCAGAAUCCUUCACUCCAGACAUGCGCUGUGUAAUGGGGGAGAGUCCCACCCUUCUGAGAUACUUCACCCUCGCUGGAAUGAACUCUCAAGGCUGCUCUCUUGGAGGAGGGGCUGGAAAGUUCCUUGCAGAGUGGAUGGUCUAUGGUUAUCCUCAAGAUAACGUGUGGCCCCUGGACAUCAAGCGCUUUGGAGCCUUGCAGAGCAGCAGGACCUUCCUGCGGCACAGAGUGAUGGAGGUGAUGCCUCUCAUCUAUGACUUGAAGGUGCCACGUUGGGAUUUCCAGACUGGACGACAGCUGCGCACCUCCCCCCUCUAUGAUCGGCUUGAUACUCAGGGGGCCCGAUGGAUGGAGAAGCAUGGAUUUGAGAGGGCCAAGUACUUUGUACCCCCUGGGAAAGAUCUGCUGUCUCUUGACCAGAGCAAAACCUUCUAUAAACCGGACUGGUUUGAUAUUGUUGGCUCUGAGGUGAAGUGCUGCAAGGAGGCCGUGUGUGUCAUCGACAUGUCCUCCUUUACCAAGUUUGAGAUCAGCUCCCCUGGGGACCAGGCUCUGGAUAUCCUCCAGUAUCUGCUCUCCAAUGAUGUGGAUGUUCCUGUGGGGCACAUUGUCCACACUGGGAUGCUGAACGAGCGCGGAGGAUACGAGAAUGACUGCAGCGUGGUGCGGCUGCAGAAACGCACCUUUUUCGUGAUCUCCCCCACAGACCAGCAGGUCCAUUGCUGGUCAUGGCUGAAGCAGCACUUGCCGAGUGACAGUGACUUGUUUCUGGAGGACGUGACCUGGAAAUACACAGCUUUAAACUUGAUUGGCCCCCGAGCCAUGGAUGUGCUGUCGGAGCUUUCCUAUGUCCCAAUGACCCCGGACCACUUCCCAUCAUUGUUCUGCAAGGAGAUGAGCGUAGGAUACGCCAAUGGGAUCCGGGUGAUGAGCAUGACGCACACUGGGGAGCCGGGCUUCACCCUCUACAUUCCCAUUGAGUACGCACUACACGUCUACAAUGAGAUCAUAAGUGUGGGACAGAAAUAUGGAAUCCGCAACGCUGGUUAUUACGCCCUGCGGAGUCUGCGCAUCGAGAAGUUCUUUGCAUUCUGGGGUCAGGAUCUGGACCCGUUCACAACUCCGCUCGAAUGUGGCCGGGAGUUCCGGGUCAAGUUGGACAAGGGCUGUGACUUCAUCGGCCGCGACGCCUUGCUGCGCCAGCGUGAAGAAGGGAUAUUUAAACGCUUCACAAUGUUCAUCUUGGAGGAUCACGACACAGACCUGGACUUGUGGCCCUGGUGGGGGGAGCCGAUCUACCGGAACGGCGAGCACGUGGGCAAGACGACCAGCAGUGCCUAUAGCUACACCUUGGGGCGACACGUGUGUUUGGGGUUCAUUCACAGCCCUCAACCUAUUACCCCAGAUUUUAUCAACCGAGGAGAGUACGAAAUCGAGAUCGCCGGCCAAAGGUUCCAGGCCAAAGCCAAACUGUACCCCUUCAGCUCCCUGUUCACACAGAGACGCAGGAAGGAUGACAUGGAGCUGGGAUUCUGAGCUGAGGGACUGGAGGGGUUAAUGCCGCGGCCAUUUUGCACGCAGGUGGUUGAUGCCUCGUUCAGCGCGGUGUCACUAAGGUGCUCCUGACGGGUUGGCGGGUAGGGUCUCUGUUGUGUCCCGCCGUGCAGAUGAUACAUGUGCCCUGGUGGAGAGGGUCACAGCAGCCCACCCUAGUGGCUGUGGUAUGAGGCCCUGACUGACCUGUUGGUUUUUAUCUGUUUUAUUCUGAUUUUACGCCAUGUUUAUCUAGCCUUCCUGACGGUGAACUUGCAGUCCUGCCGUGGCGGCUCCGAUACCAGGAGAGAAGCUCGGAGGCCGCUCCACGGCUGGAGCGCACUGAAUGAUGGCCGCCGCCACUGUGAGACUGCCCCGUGCUGGCUGCUCAUGGCCUGGACACUUUUAUUAUCACCGGGUGGCCUAAGAAGAGAUGGGUGCUUCCCCCGAUGAAUAGUACAACCCUCCGCCAUGUUUAUAUCGUUUUUACUGUUCUUGUAUAUACAGGAGCUGACAAUAAACACCUGCUCAUGUGCGGGCGCCGCUUAUCUCUGGA
This is a messenger RNA of Bufo gargarizans (Asiatic toad), 3516 nucleotides long. It is a transcript of the gene PDPR, whose product is annotated as pyruvate dehydrogenase phosphatase regulatory subunit. Lineage: Eukaryota; Metazoa; Chordata; Amphibia; Anura; Bufonidae. The record is from RefSeq and is a predicted model, not a curated record. The coding region runs from base 369 to 2963 and encodes 864 amino acids. Gene Ontology annotation, cellular component: cytoplasm; mitochondrial matrix; mitochondrion. The transcript has 18 exons. Gene Ontology annotation, molecular function: oxidoreductase activity; protein binding.